This is a messenger RNA of Nannospalax galili (Upper Galilee mountains blind mole rat), 5062 nucleotides long. It is a transcript of the gene Arhgap12, whose product is annotated as Rho GTPase activating protein 12. The transcript is spliced from 20 exons. The coding region runs from base 414 to 2930 and encodes 838 amino acids. Gene Ontology annotation, biological process: signal transduction; regulation of GTPase activity. Gene Ontology annotation, cellular component: cytoplasm. Lineage: Eukaryota; Metazoa; Chordata; Mammalia; Rodentia; Spalacidae. Gene Ontology annotation, molecular function: protein binding. The record is from RefSeq and is a predicted model, not a curated record.
CCCUCGGAGACCAGCUCGCGGGGACGCGGGGCUGCUGUGGCCGCCGAGUGAGCGCUCUCCAGGCACGCGUAGCCGUCGCGCGGCCGCGGUGCGGGCUGAGGAGACAGCUGCCCGCCGGGAGGUCUCCGGGCCCUCGGAUCUCCCUGUAGCCCCAGCUGUCUUAGAACUCAGGCUGGCCUUGAACUCACAGAGGUCUGCCUGCCUCUGCCUCCGGAGUGCUGGAACUAAAGGCCACCACACCUGACCCAGAAAUGAACCAUUGUUAAUCAUAGAGACUCGUCGUAUGUCAAGUCAUCUUUAGGUUUAAAUGUAACAGCAGAUGUUUAUAUUCUUUUAAGCUAUAUUAACCCAGAAAGCCAUAAGCCAUAAUGUGGCAUACCAUCUUUUUUGAGAGUGGAUAUUACUGAAUAAAAAUGGCUGACAGAAGUGGGAAGAUUGUUCCAGGACAAGUGUAUAUUGAAGUGGAAUAUGAUUAUGAGUAUGAAGCAAAGGACAGGAGGAUUGUGAUAAGACAGGGGGAGCGGUACAUCCUGGUGAAGAAGACCAACGAUGACUGGUGGCAAGUCAGACCAGAUGAGAAUUCCAAAGCUUUUUAUGUGCCAGCACAGUACGUUAAGGAGGUCACCCGCAAAGCACUAAUGCCGCCUGUUAAGCAGGCAGUUGGACUGCCAAAUAGUUCUAUGAAAACAAUACAGAGUAUGCAUCUUCAGAGAUCAGCAGAGAAUGUGAAUAAAAUGCCUGAGCUUUCAAGUUUUGGAAAGCCAUCAUCUGUUCAAGGAACAGGUCUUAUUCGUGAUGCCAAUCAGAAUUUUGGAUCCAAUUAUAAUUCAGGCGCCACACUCAACCUAAGCCUGGACCUGACCCAUAAUAAUGGAAAAUUUAACAGUGACUCGCAUUCUCCUAAAGUUUCCAGCCAGAAUAGGACACGAUUAUUCGGUCACUUUCCUGGGCCGGAGUUCUUGGACAUAGAGAAAACUAGCUUCUCUCAGGAACAGUCUUGUGAUUCAGCUGGAGAAGGCUCAGAAAGGAUACAUCAAGACUCCGAAUCUGGAGAUGAACUUAGCAGCAGCUCCACUGAACAGAUAAGGGCAACUACACCUCCAAAUCAAGGAAGGCCAGAUUCUCCUGUCUAUGCUAACCUACAAGAACUGAAAAUAUCGCAAUCUGCUCUCCCUCCUCUUCCUGGGAGCCCAGCAAUUCAAAUUAAUGGAGAAUGGGAAACUCAUAAAGACAGUUCAGGACGUUUUUACUACUAUAACCGAGGAACCCAGGAGAGAACCUGGAAACCACCCCGAUCGACUCGGGAUGCCAGCAUAAGCAAAGGGGAUUUCCAGAGUCCAGGAGAACAAGAGCUUCUUCCACCAGAAGAAAACUACCACAGCACUUGUUACAGCCAGUCAGAUAGUCAGUGUGGUUCUCCUCCAAGGGGUUGGUCAGAAGAGUUGGAUGAACGUGGGCAUACCUUAUAUACCAGUGACUAUACUAAUGAAAAGUGGCUCAAGCAUGUUGACGAUCAAGGUAGACAGUAUUACUACAGUGCAGAUGGAUCCCGGUCAGAGUGGGAAUUGCCAAAGUACAAUGCUUCAUCCCAGCAGCAAAGAGAAAUAAUUAAAAGUAGGAGCUUGGACAGGCGGCUGCAAGAACCAAUCGUAUUAACAAAGUGGAGACAUAGCACCAUUGUAUUGGACACCAAUGACAAGGAGUCUCCAACUGCCACAAAACCCUGCUUUCCUGAAAAUGAAUCUUCUCCUACCUCAUCAAAGCAUCAAGAUCCAGGUCAAGAGAAAUACGGAUUGUUAAACGUAACAAAAAUUACUGAAAAUGGGAAAAAGGUUCGGAAGAACUGGUUGUCUUCUUGGGCAGUGUUACAGGGUUCAUCUUUACUUUUUACCAAAACUCAAGGAAGUGGUACAAGUUGGUUUGGGAGUAAUCAGUCCAAACCAGAAUUCACAGUGGACCUCAAGGGGGCAACGAUUGAGAUGGCCUCAAAGGAUAAAUCCAGCAAAAAGAAUGUAUUUGAGAUGAAAACUCGUCAAGGAACAGAACUACUGAUACAGUCUGAUAAUGAUGCUGUUAUUAAUGAUUGGUUUAAAGUUCUCAGUAGUACUAUCAAUAACCAGACAGUAGAAACUGAUGAAGCAGUUGAAGAGGAGGUACCAGAUUCACCAGGGGUGGAAAAGCAAGAUAAAGAAAAGGACCAGAAGGAUCUUAAAAAACUUCGUUCCAUGAAAGUAUCUAGCAUGGAUUCUUCAGAACAGAAGAAAACCAAGAAGAAUUUAAAGAAGUUUCUUACACGACGUCCCACUUUGCAAGCUGUUCGUGAAAAAGGUUAUAUUAAAGAUCAGGUAUUUGGAUCUAAUCUUGCUAACUUGUGCCAGAGAGAGAAUGGGACAGUGCCAAAGUUUGUCAAGUUGUGCAUUGAGCAUGUCGAAGAACAUGGUUUGGAUGUUGAUGGUAUCUACAGAGUAAGCGGCAACCUUGCCGUGAUCCAGAAGCUGAGGUUCGCAGUCAAUCAUGAUGAGAAACUGGACUUGAAUGAUAGUAAAUGGGAAGAUAUUCAUGUCAUCACUGGAGCACUCAAAAUGUUUUUUCGAGAAUUACCAGAACCUCUUUUUACAUUUAAUCAUUUUAAUGAUUUUGUUAAUGCAAUUAAACAAGAACCAAGACAACGUGUCACUGCUGUUAAGGACCUAAUCAGACAGUUACCAAGGCCAAAUCAAGAUACAAUGCAGAUUCUGUUUAGACACCUCAAAAGGGUUAUAGAGAAUGGAGAAAAAAACCGAAUGACGUACCAGAGCAUAGCAAUUGUUUUUGGUCCCACUCUACUAAAGCCAGAAAAGGAAACUGGUAAUAUAGCGGUUCAUACUGUGUACCAAAACCAGAUUGUAGAGCUAAUUCUUCUGGAAUUAAGUUCCAUCUUCGGACGUUGAUUCUCAUGGAAGACAGCCUACGGAAUAGAAGCUGGAUUCCAUCAGAUUUCAGAUCUUUAUACACGAUGUGUUUUGUUUUUGGACCAAGUAAUGACUCUGAUUUUGCACUUUUUUUGAGGGGAUCAGAGAAGAAGUUGGGGAGAGUAAGGAUGCCUGUUAUGCCCUCUUAUUUGCUGCUUUGUUGCAAGGUGAUAUGACUGUGUAGUAUUGGGUUCACUUUAUCCUGAAUCCUUGCAUCUCAUACUCUGAAAUUCAGUAAAAAUCAAAACUCAGAAUUCUAACCAGUCAUAUACACUGGAUAAUUUGGUAAGAAAAAUCACGCUCCACCCCAGCUGCAUAAUGUAGAAUUUCUUUUCAUGAGCUCUAAGUUCUUCACUUGGUACAAUAAUCAUUGUCAGUUAUUUUGAAAACACUUGGGCAUUUAAAACAAAAUCAAGUCUAUCCAGUUUGAAUCCCAUGUAGUUCUUUUCCAGCGUGUCUGCAUGCAGUGGCAGUCUUCAGUGCUGAAGUUCAUUAUGACCCAGAUAAGGCUGGAUGAAGGCUUGCCGUCUAAUUUUACUGUGCUGUGCAGCACCCUUACAGGAUACCUUAGUUGCUUGUUUCAUCAACACACUAACAGUACUUAAAACACUGUGAUAUACUGGAAUUCUUAUGGGCAUAAGUCAGUUCAGGGUAUUUGGGACCUUCUUGCUAUACUGAAUUGUAGCUAACAAUCCUAAUUAUAUCUAGUGCCAUAUUGAGUUCUUGGUAUGACCCUGUGGCAACGGACAUUAUUUGAUGUAAAUACGGGCUGAAGACUUAAUGUCAUUUAGCUUAUGUAUAUAAUUGUGCUGUAGAGCCUCAGAGUACAUUCUAACCCUACAUUUCUAAUCAUAGUAUUGAUAAUCUUUUCCACGAAUAUUAGGUUCCCUGCAGAAAUGGGGUGUCAUUUGGGAAAGUUACACUGCACUUUUAGAUUUUGAUUACAUUUACAGGGAGAUCAUUGCAAUGGGAAUGGUGCUAGAGAAAUACUAACGUGACUUGUCAGUGGUGAAUGCACUACAAGAGGAACCUCUUAGAUUGUUACUGUGUACAGAGUACAUUAGAAGUAUUAUCACAGAAUUCUAAUUCUGCAGUUGCAUAGUGGGAACUUGUAUAAAUUAGCUGGCUAUUAGAUGGAAAAGGACACUGCUAAAUUUGAGUAUAUCUUUUUACAUCACUAAUGUAGAUUGAUUUGUAUAAUAAAACAGGGUUUGGAAGGUUUUGUUACAGGGAGCAUGAUCUGUUGAAAAAUUUUAAAUGUAUUUUUCUAGAUUAACUGCUGUAUAUGAAAUGUCUAAUCUAAUAAAGGAAACUAUAAGAGGCUUAGAGACUUUUUCCACUGGAGAUGUGCAUUUUGGUUGUUAAUUUUUGCUUUUUGUUUUCAUCUAAUGGCAUACUUUUUUUUUUUACCUCAUUUUAGAAAAUCAGCUGAAUCAGAUAUUUCUGUGGCAGAUACAUUUUCUCACUUCAUCUGUUUUCUGUUCUUUUCCAUACCAACACAUCCCUAACAUACUUUUUAUUUUUUCUUUGUGUGUGAAAGUAAAUGAUUUGUGACAAUGAUUCCUUUUCCUAGGAUUGCAUUUAUAAUUUACCAGUUGUCUUCCUGGGAAACAUUGUGUGUUGUUGUUGUUGUUGUUGUUUGUAUGAUCUGUUCAAAACUCUUUCUCCUGAGUCAUGUGGCUAGAAUAUUGUACUAUUGUAAUUUUCUUAAAUGGGUAACAAACCAAACUACUUGACAGCUAAAGCAGAUUGUUUUGGAUGGGGAGAAGUAGUCCCAAAUCAGAAUGUUUGUAUCUACCUGAGGAUGUCAUUAAUAACACAGUUCUGUAGGUCACUUGUGUUGAUCGUAUACCAGGAAAUCAGUUACACUCAAGUCUGUGAUCUGUGGUGUUCUUUCUUGUGGUGAUCAUGAACAUGUCAAAGGUUUAAAAUUGUCUUAUGUUUUCUUGUUUCAAAGUACAUCUGUGUAUGUGAAGUCUUAAAUGUUGUAUUAGUCUGCAGCUAAUAAUUUUAUUGUAAUAUACGUUCAAUGAGAUCAGUGUCUUGUGUUUUCAUCCUUUGUGAAUUAAAAAUUAUCGGUUGUUUUUGUAAUAACAAAACCAGUAAUAUUU